AUGGCAUCAGGUAAUUUUGCUAUGAGCUCCGCAUUCACCGAGAUAGAUGCGACGAUAUCAGAAGGCACACUACAAAGACUACCCGCAGAGCUCUUCCUUCAAGUUGUUGAAUACCUGAAAUACGACGGCUGGCCCCCAUCAGCACGCGACAUCAACAUAUCCAGCGUGAUCAAGCUAUCCCAAACGUGCAGAUGGCUCCACCGCUUCUUGACUCCCCGACUAUGGGAGGCCUGGGCGCUGUCUCGGGAGGACAUUGACACGCAUCCUGAGCGGAGUCCGUUCCGACAUUUUCGCAAUUUCAUACAGACCGCAGCCCUGUACUGUGAUGAAGCGGCCUGCCUCAGAGCAUUCGAUAACGGUGUAGAUCUCAAGAAUACAAUCUUCUCUUUCCAAGAUCACAAUGAAAAUUCAUCUUCGCCCUUUUCGGGCCCCAUCACCCUUAUACAGAGAAGCGUCAUGUCGAACAUGUUUGAGUCCAAGGAGCGCCGAGGCACUUUGGCCCACGUAGCUGUUACAUCCCAAAUGUCGGAUUCAGACCAGAAGAUCCGCUUUCUCAAGUAUCUCCGUUGUCAAGGAUUUGACAUAGUGCGUUCUUUGGAACGUGGCGCGGGUGGUACGCGUCGUCUACCGCGCCUGUACGUGACGACAGUCUUUCAGCAAGCCGCGCUGCUAGGAGACAUCAAGAUCUUGCAAUACCUAAUGGACGAUAUUGGCGUAUGCAUGCCGUAUGAGAGUUUUCUAUUGAAUGGCGACAGCCUGAUAACAACCAUGGUGGUGAGAGCGAUUGACCAGGAGGCAAUCCAGCUCUUGGUACAUUCGGGUGCGGUUAUCAAUCGCCUUGGAUGCCGAGGCCCCUUGGCAGCCGCGGUGACUCUCGGAAAGAAAGAUAUGAUUCAACUCCUGAUCGACAACGGAGCUCAUGUGGACGAGGAGAGCGCUUCGCUGCCUCACCUUCUGGGAGAGAUGCUCCAGUGUAUUACGGACUGUCUCAGAGACGGGGAAGAGCAAUUGGUUGCUGUCUCUGUCGAUAUCGUUACCAUCCUCCUUGAUGCCAUGGCGCCUGGCGCGCUGCUGGAGACCGACAUGCGCUGGUUCCUUUUCGACAAUAUGAUGGAGUGUACAAGCUUUUCACCCUACCCGGCAGCCGGGGUAUUUGGUCAUCUGUUGACGCUUGUUCCUCGGGCACUGGAACAAAACAGCCCCUGCACCUGCGAGGACCCUCUCAUAUUUCGAUUCUUCAACAGACAUUCCUCGCAAGGGGCUGAUGGUUUCACGAGACGGACGACAGCAGGGAGUCAAACGUGGCGUAACACCACCGCCCAAUGUUGCCAGAGCAAGAACCAUCUCCCAGACUGGCUUAGAGUUGUCCAAAGUCUCGGCGUGCAGAUAGACGCGUGCCGCCCUUCCUUUGGUGAUGACCCGUCGUGCUACGGUGUGCUGCACAUGAUCGUCGACAACGUUUUCAAAGACGAGCAGAGACUCAUGUGCCAGUGCGAGACCGAGCUGCUGGACUGCAUGCUGGCUGCGGGCUUGGACAUCAACCAAGGCGUCGGCGCGAACCCCGGCACCGCGAUCCACCGGUACUGCCAAAAUGUGCUGCGCUUCGAGGCCGACUGCGGCUGCGAGAACGGCCCCUUCGACCAGCUGGAGUAUGACGAGGUCGCGCCCAUACUGGAUUUCUUGCUGUCCAGGGGCGCUGACAUCAACGCGCGAGAUGCGCACGGUCAUACGCCGCUGAAGAUGCUGGAGCUGCGCUACCAAAAGCUGGAUGAAAUCGACCGAGAAUCUCUACGGGCGAGUCGGCCAGGCCUAUAUGCGAAAGUCCGCCACCAGCUAGAACGUGCCGGAGCAAAGAUGCGUUAG
Messenger RNA from Neoarthrinium moseri, 1863 nucleotides. RefSeq lists its product as uncharacterized. Lineage: Eukaryota; Fungi; Ascomycota; Sordariomycetes; Amphisphaeriales; Apiosporaceae. The coding region runs from base 1 to 1863 and encodes 620 amino acids. The record is from RefSeq and is a predicted model, not a curated record. Gene Ontology annotation, molecular function: protein binding. The transcript is spliced from 2 exons.